Linum tenue is the source of this 648-nucleotide messenger RNA. Lineage: Eukaryota; Viridiplantae; Streptophyta; Magnoliopsida; Malpighiales; Linaceae. The record is from the annotation of a GenBank genome assembly.
AUGGCGGACGACGGCGAGAUCACGAUCGAGGGAGCUUACACCGGAUCCACCAAGUUCCGUCUCUACACCGUCACCUUCUUCGGCACCCCCAUUUCCGUCACCGUCACUUCAAACCCUUCCGCCGUCAGCAAAUGGGUCCGGAAGACCGUCUUCUUCCACCGCCGCCGCCGCGAACCCAUGGUCGUCGGGACCGGCGUCCAGUGGACCGCAUUCCACGGCUCCAGCUCACCGGCCCAAACCCUCCACCUCUGCGUCGGCACACGCUGCCUGAUCUUCCAGCUCUACCGCGCCGAUAGGGUUCCGCUCUCCCUGCGAAAAUUCCUCUACCACACGGGCAACACCUUCGUCGGGCUGUGGAACGGCUCCGACCAGCGGAAGCUGUACGAGUCGGAGCACGUGGUUGGCAUCCACGAUCUCCUGGAUCUGAGGAAGUACGCGGAGGCCGACGACGGGAGGAGCCUGAGAGGGGCGUCGGCGGAGGAAAUUGUGAGGGAGGUGCUGGGUUACGAAGGGGUGAGAUUGGAGAAGGAAAUUAGUCUGAGCGAUUGGGGGAGAAGGGAUCUUGGGCGCGAUCAGGUCAUGCAAGCUUGUGUUGAUGCUUACGUUUCGUUUCGGAUUGGGAGAGAUCUGCGAGCUUGGGAGCUCUGA